Messenger RNA from Lingula anatina, 1872 nucleotides. RefSeq names its product cerebellar degeneration-related protein 2-like. Lineage: Eukaryota; Metazoa; Brachiopoda; Lingulata; Lingulida; Lingulidae. The record is from RefSeq and is a predicted model, not a curated record.
UUUUCGGUUAGCAUCAUGCUGCCGGAGAAAGAGAAAUUGACAACGUAUCACAUGACAAGUCACAUGACGAUAAUGUGAUAAAGCAAUCGACCGGCCCGCAUACUGAUUAUAUGCUGAAUACACGCCACGUUUAUUAUUAGUCGUUCUCUGUUAUCAGGAAGGUUGAUUGCAGUUCAGCGCGUACUGAAAAGACGCAAACAUGCUGCAGAUGUCAAGCGAACUGGACUACGAAAGAGAGAGUCGUGAUUCAGAGGAGAACGCUUGGUAUGAAAGCGAUUUACAACUGGCGGCUGAGCUUGGCAAAACUUUACUUGAGCGUAACAAAGAUCUAGAAAGUCAACUGUGUCAGUAUCAACAGUCAAACCAUGAACUGGAGCUGGAAAACACGUUUUUGGCGAAGCAGCUGGACGCCCUGCGAGAGGUUAAUGAAUCCAGGAUGAAAGUUUACGAGGAUUUAGAUAAAACUUCACAGGAACAGGAGGCCGCCAACCAGAAAAUGAUCGUAGAAUUGAAAAUCGAUAAGCAGACGAUCCAACAACUUGAAGAAACAGUCGACGUUCUGGAAAAGAAAUGUAACGACCUACAGACGGAAGUAGACGACUACAGACGUGCAGAAACGCAGCGGCAACGCGUUGAGCAGCGGCGGAAAACUAGAAGUGUGCCCAGUCUCAAUGAAUCAAACGCACUCAAAAGAUAUUACGACCUAGGAGAUAUUUAUGACUUGAACAGUCUUCCAUUAAAUCGGUAUGAAAAAGAAAUACACGAACUUCAAGAGACGGUAAAAAAGCUACGCGCGCAACAAGUGAUCGAAAAAAGAAAGCGCGAUGAAAUAGCAGACGAACUUUCUGCCGCCACUGCUGAGAGCCAAAAUUUUGAAGCCAGAGUAAAGGAGCUGGAGGCAGAUUCACUAAAACUGAAAGCUCUGCAAAGCGAACUGCAGGAUUUAGAAAUGAGAAUGGGUAAAAUGUGCAUUCGAUGUAAAGGUGAGUUGAAUCUCCACAAAGAAAUUGAACAUGAAGUGCUGGAACCGCGUGUCGAGAGCGACUUCACAAAUGUUGUUCACGCCAAAGUGGUUCGACUUCAGAAUGGCGGUAGUGCAUACGGGAGCCAAGAAUCUCUUAACGUUUUAGCAGCCGAUCACUCAACCGGGAAUACUCCGCUCGUCUCACCUUCGCCAUCUUUAUUGAACGAAUUGGAUGCUCAGUAUCACGCUCUGGUCGAAAAAUAUGAAUCUCUGAUCAACUCAAAAUCGAAACGCGUGAGCAUUGCGACGACAACGCAGUCCUCAUCAACCGAUGAUGUCCGCCAGAAGGACGCCAGUUCUUCGAAGGAAGUUCAAACAGAUACUUUGCUCAAGAAAUACCCGACUGACCCGACCAACUGUCACUUCGACCACGGUCCACCGGAAUACAAACAAAUUUUCAAAGAAAUUUUUGAAACUCUCAGAAAAUCCAUGUCAUUCGACGAACAGUUGAAAGAGCAGAAAAUGAAGGGAAGUCAAUCUUUCUGAGCAGUUUCGCUGUCGUAAAAUUAUACUCAAACAUUUCCGUUGUCUUAAAGGCAUAGGGGGCAUUUGAUUGCGUAGGGCAUCCUUGAUACGGAUUUUGAUCAUGUUUCUGAUACUAUUCUUUUAAUGUCCUGUGUCAUUUAUACCUUGUUCAUUCAUUCAUUCCGACCACUUUGUCUUAAAGUGGUUUUCAGCUUUUUUUCUGUCUUGCCGACCAAUAUCAAUUACCAUCUCUCAACAUAAUAUGAAGCUUCCAUAUUUUAAUGUUCUGUUUUUAAAUAAGGAAGCUCAAAUGUUCAUAAUUUGGGAUAUUUAAGUCAUUCAAUGGAUAUAAUUUACAAAGCUGGCUUUGUUUUGACAAAAAA